AAUCUGUUAAACAGAUUCUGUUUUUGAAAAACAGUUUUUCUUCUGCUACCUAUUGAUACAAUUUAAAAUUGUUUAUCUUUUCACUUUAAUUUAUUAAUUAAUUCUCUUUAAUUGUGCUGUAAUCGACAUUGACAAUCACUGCAUUUGAUAAGAUGAAAUUCUCGCAAGAUGCAAAUGGAUCUAAUAAGCUUCGAACAAGAACAUGAUAACACUGUGUCACCGAAAAAAGUUGAUCCCCCAAAUGGAUAUGGUGAAAUGCUUGAAGAUGAUCAGAUCUGUAAAAGUGAUAAUUUAAACUCUCAACCUUCACCAUCUCUAGUGGUUUCUUUUGAUGAUGCUUCAUCGUCUACAUCAGAUGCAACAGCUGUAGCUCCUACCCCAUCGUCAAGAUUAUCUGGUUAUUUUAAUAAAUUGGGUAUCAAAGGAGGAAUUCAUAAUUAUAAAAGAAGAUGGUUCACAUUCAAUGAUUCAACUGGCAAAUUGAUAUAUUAUCGUAAUCCUGGUGAAUUGACACCUUUAGAUGAAGUUGACAUUCGCAAAGCUACAUUUUCAUUACACCCGCAGUUCAAAGACUCUAGUUUCAUCAUAAAAAUUUCCAAUGAUAAACCGUUACUUUUGGAAACAAAUGACAGAUCGGCUGCCUUACUUUGGUUCGAUACUCUACAAGAAUUAAGAAAAAAAUAUAUAAUGGAUGAAGAUUUCAAUGGAUAUAGUCAGAGUGGAGAUUGUGAAGGCACCACUGUUAAUGCUACUAGUGAAUCUUGUCAUAGAAAGAUAAAUGCUCGAAAGAAACCGUCGAAUUUCAAUCUAGAUCGCUAUUAUAAAUAUUUUUUUCUAUUAGUCGUAUUCUAUUCAUCUAUCUGUCAAUCUUCCUUCGCUGAUCAGUCCCAAUCUGAUGAACCAAAGUUUAAGUGCAAGUCAAAAGAAAGGCUAACUGUCGAUUAUAGCUCUCAUGCUGUUAAAAACGAAUACAUCGUAACAUUCAAUCAUCUCUAUAAAACAUCUGCUCGUAAACGCUUCAUAUCAUCAGCACUUUCAUCCUGUAAUGAUUUUAUUAACUCGUGGGCUAUUAUUCCUAGAAACAAUCCUGCCAGUCUUCAUCCAAGUGAUUUUGAUCUUGUUCAUCUUUCAACUUACAAUUUAACCACCAUCAUAACCGCCUUAAAAAAUCACCCUAAUAUUAAAAAUGUUACUCCACAGCGAUUGAUUAUCAGGAGUCUCAAAGUAGUGAAUGAGUCUGCUGAGGGAGAACCCGAUGAUCCAGAACUUAAAAAUCGUAAUUCUUGGUACUCUUCUCGUACAUUCAAAUCCCGCCAAUCUUUAUCCUGGCUAAAUGGUUGGAGUUUCGAUUAUUACAAUUCUGUUUCAACUAAUACAAGGCGCCAUUUACUUCGCGCCAUACCACGUCAGAUUACUACAACUUUAAGAGCUGAACAGCUCUGGGCGAUGGGUAUCACUGGUACUGGUGUGAAAGUUGCUGUUUUUGAUACUGGUCUUCCAAAAAAUCAUCCUCAUUUUAAAAAGGUAAAAGAGCGAACUAAUUGGACAAACGAGAAAACUUUUGACGAUGGACUAGGGCAUGGAACUUUUGUCGCAGGAGUUAUUGCCAGUGGAAAAGAAUGUUUAGGAUUUGCGCCUGAUGCUGAGUUACACAUUUAUCGUGUUUUUACUAAUAAUCAAGUUUCCUAUACUUCUUGGUUUCUAGAUGCUUUCAAUUAUGCUAUACUUAAAAAGAUUAAUGUCCUUAAUCUUAGUAUCGGAGGGCCUGAUUUUAUGGAUCACCCCUUUGUCGAUAAAGUGUGGGAACUGACAGCUAAUAACAUUAUUAUGAUAUCAGCAAUUGGUAAUGAUGGACCUCUAUAUGGAACUCUUAACAACCCUGCUGACCAGAUGGAUGUUAUUGGUGUUGGUGGAAUUAAUUUUGAUGAUCAAAUUGCUCGUUUUUCAUCUCGCGGUAUGACUACUUGGGAGCUACCUGCUGGUAAUGGUCGAGUCAAGCCAGAUAUCGUGACCUAUGGCUCAGCUGUUCGAGGUUCAAGUAUUAAAGGUGGAUGUCGAACUUUGUCCGGUACGUCCGUUGCCUCCCCAGUGGUUGCUGGCGCUGUUACUCUACUUAUGUCUGGGGUCCUUCACAUGGGUAAUUUAAUUAACCCUGCUAGCAUGAAGCAAGCUUUGAUGGCCUCAGCUCGUCGUCUCAAUGGUAUAUCCAUUCUUGAACAAGGUGCUGGUAAACUUGACUUGAUUCGGGGCUAUGAAAUAUUGCGCUCUUACAAACCUCAAGCAACUCUUUCUCCGAGCUAUCUCGAUCUUACCGAAUGUCCGUAUAUGUGGCCUUAUUGUACUCAACCAUUGUACUAUGGUGCGAUGCCAGUUGUCAUUAAUGUUACCGUGCUGAAUGGGAUGGGAGUUACUGGUACUUUUGCCGGUAAACCUCAAUGGCACUCAUAUACACCACAAAAUGGCCAAUAUUUGGAUAUUGCAAUCACUCAUUCUGAUAUUUUAUGGCCUUGGUCAGGAUGGAUGGCAAUUUACAUUUCGGUUAGCCCAGAAGCUGCCAAUUGGGAAGGAAUAGCUCAAGGUCACAUUAGUAUUGUUAUUGAAUCGCCAGCUUCAGGAGAAGAUCCCGAUUACAAGACUCAAAGAUCUGAAAUAAAACUUCCAUUAAAAGUAAAAAUUAUUCCUACUCCAUUGAGGUCUAAGAGAAUACUUUGGGAUCAAUAUCACAAUCUGCGAUAUCCUCCUGGUUAUUUUCCUCGUGACAAUUUACACAUGAAAAAAGAUCCACUAGAUUGGAAUGGUGAUCAUAUUCAUACUAAUUUUAAAGAUAUGUAUGAACAUCUAAGAAAUUCUGGUUAUUAUGUGGAAGUUCUUGGUUCUCCAUUCACUUGUUUUGAUGCUCGAGAAUACGGUACUUUAUUAAUUGUUGAUCCAGAAGAGGAAUAUUUUCCAGAAGAAAUAACAAAAUUAAAAAAUGAUUAUGAUGCAAGUGGAUUGUCAAUAAUCGUGUUUGCCGAUUGGUACAAUAUAUCAGUCAUGAAAAAGGUUAAAUUUUAUGAUGAAAACACUCGUCAAUGGUGGAUUCCUGAUACAGGUGGUGCUAACAUCCCUGCUUUAAAUGAUUUACUUGCACCGUGGGGCAUUGCUUUUGGUGAUCAAGUUUACGAAGGUGAAUUCAAAUUAGGAACAAACCAUGAUAUGUUUUACGCUUCAGGCACAUCUAUUAUCCAAUUUCCUGAAGAAUCACCUGGUUCUAGUGUUUUGGUUCGUCGUGAUCUUAAUGAUCAAGGGAAAGAAAUGCUUAAUAGUGUCACUACUAAACAGAAAGAUAUACCUAUUUUAGGACUCUAUCAAACCAAAGACUCUAACUCAGAAGAUAAUGCAUUCUCUAAUAAUAAAGGACGCAUUGUCGUCUAUGGUGAUUCAAAUUGUUUAGAUACAGCUCACCUGCAGAGAGACUGUUUCUGGAUGCUUGAAGCUCUUCUUCAAUUUACCACUACCGGUAACAUUCCAAAUGUUUUUCUUUCCUCUUCAUCUCCACCUUUAUCACCAUCAAGUUCAUCUGGAGUUUCACCACCUUCAUCUGCAAUAGCGACCAAUCAACAAGAAAAGAAAUCGCCGGAUGCCCCAAUUGCAUCAAACAAUGAAAAAUUACCAAAAAGAAUGGAAGGCAGUCAUUUGUACAGAUAUUCAAAAGUAUUAGAACAUCAUUUAGGCAAUAUUCAAACUAGACCUUUACCUUCUUGUCCAAGUCAUAAAUGGGAAACUCCAAUCCCUCUAAAUGAAUCUCUUCCAACAAAUUUGUAUAAAGCCCAGAAAUUAUUAUCUAUAAGUAAUAUUGACAUGGGAGUUCCAGCUUUACCGCCUUUACCACCUUAUCCAAAUUCAAGACUUGAUGAUGAUCCAUCUGAUGUAAAUAAUCGCUGGGACUCUUUAAUAUCUUCCGAUCUAGUAGCUCCCGUGGCGGUGGGUAUCAGCGAUUUAAAAACUGAGAGAAGAAUUUUCUCUCUUGAUUGGACAACAUUUAUUCUGUUGAUUGUCGUCUUGAUCUGUUUUUACAUUGUUAAUAAGAAACUUCUUAAAUACCGUUGGAUUCUUUCUCGAGUUGGAAACAAUAAGACUGGACAAUCGGUAAACAAGAGGCGCCGAAGAAGUACAGCUGUCAAACGAUGGUUAUUACAAAAAUUACCGAGUAAACUUUCAAGUGUUUAACUCAAUAAUUGAGACUUUGGACUAAACUUGGAGGAAAAUGUAUAUAAAAUAUGUCUGAAUAUUUAUAUAUUUGAUAUGAUUGUGGGACGAAUAAGAGGUUUUAAGCUAAGAAAAAGAUCUCUUUUUUGUUCAAUUUUGUUGAAAAUAGCUGAAAAACAUCAGAAUUAUUCAAUCUUAUUCUGUCUUGCAAUUUUUUCAAAUAAUAUGCAUUUGAACAGUAAAUCGACUUUGAAACAUUUUCAUUGUCACAUUUCUCGGUGAUAAAUUAUACGAUGACUGAAAAUAAGAAGUUGUAUAUCAAUACAUUUUAAAAUAUAAUUUUGUGGACACAAA
Tetranychus urticae (two-spotted spider mite) is the source of this 4542-nucleotide messenger RNA. Lineage: Eukaryota; Metazoa; Arthropoda; Arachnida; Trombidiformes; Tetranychidae. The record is from RefSeq and is a predicted model, not a curated record.